UGUAACUGGGGGUUCAGCCGGUUACCGAGAGUCUUUGCCUCCGAGCGAGCGCCGUCAGUAAACGGUGCAGCAGGGCAGCGCACGCGUGCUCUGACAGUGCGCGUGACGGCACAUGUGAAUAACUUUACCCGUGAGUGAGCGGGAGAGCCAGCGGUCAGUUCACCUCAUUCAGCCAAUGUAGCAGCGUAGCGCACGGGACCGGAUAAAGUCUGAGAGGAAACGGCGACGAGCGGAGGCCAGACCGGGAAAAGGAGCGCCUAUGACAGCCUCCCUGGUUCUAAACCCUCGCUGGCCAGGGGACACGGUGAUGUUUGUGUAUGACAACAACUUGGACGACCUGAACAAGAACAUGGAGGGGCUGGUGGGCAGCGGCAACUUCGCUGCCAGUCAGUGCCGCAACAUCAUGGCGCACUCGGCGGCAGCCGCUGCUUUGGGCGGCCACCCGUCCGGCCUGGUGCACUCUUCGGCUGGCUACUCCACAGUGGACGUGUCCGCUUCAGGCUCCGGCGAGACAGGCGCGUCCUCGGGGAAGCAGUGCGCGGCCGGGCCUUGUCCGGCGGCAGCCGUGCCGCACCAGAGCUCCUCGGCUGCCACCGCGUUACCGUACAGCUACUUUGGUAACGGCUACUACCCGUGCAGGAUGGGGCGGGGUUCUCUGAAGUCGUGCACCCAGGCGGCCGGAGCCGCGCUCAGCUCGCAGUACAUGGACACUACGGUGAACUCUGACGAAUACUCGAACCACCGAGCCAAAGAGUUCGCCUUUUACCACGGCUACCCCAGCCCAUACCAAUCCAUGGCCAGCUACCUGGACGUGUCGGUGGUCCAAACGCUAGGAGCCGGGGAGCCGCGCCAUGACACCCUGCUCCCCAUGGACAGCUACCAGCCCUGGGCUCUCACCAACGGCUGGGGGGGACAGAUGUACUGCUCCAAGGACCAGGGACAGGCCGGACACCUCUGGAAGUCCGCUCUGGCUGAUGUGGUGGCCCACCAGCACGACGGCUCGCCUUUCCGCCGGGGAAGGAAGAAGCGGAUACCGUACACCAAGGUCCAGCUCAAAGAACUGGAGAAAGAGUACGCGGCCAACAAAUUCAUCACCAAGGACAAGAGGAGGAAGAUCUCCGCCGCCACCAACCUGUCGGAGCGACAGAUCACCAUCUGGUUCCAGAACCGGAGGGUGAAGGAGAAGAAGUUCGUGGCCAAAGUGAAGACCAGCGCGCCGUAGCACACACGUCCCUUCGCUUUGGACGAUUUAGUGGAGGAACUGUGUGUGUGUUUGCGUGUUAUACAUCAAGAAUGAACACAGAGAAAUGACAAAAAAAAGAAAGAAAAGAAACUCAACGUGGUACUCCAGGCGGACUGGGACUGUGCGUAACCGUGUGCGUCCACAAAUGGAAGAAAAAGACGAAUAAAAAAAAGGACAUAAAGGACAAAAUAAGACGAAAGAAAAGAACCAAAGCCCUCUGAUAAACCGUCUCCUCAGAGGCAUCCUGUAAAUACAGCACCUUCCUGCCUGCUUUGAUGUAACUGUCUGUCUACUGUCUGUGUGUUACUGUUUGUCACUGUUGUCCGUGCCCAUGAUAUAGCCGAAAACACACUAUUAUGCUGUUCAUAUUGUUUAUAACGCCUGUAAACCAGUAAUCAAAGUAUAGUGCAACACUUAAUAAAUUCUUUUAAUCCUGA
This is a messenger RNA of Dicentrarchus labrax (European seabass), 1680 nucleotides long. It is a transcript of the gene hoxb13a, whose product is annotated as homeobox B13a. NCBI's taxonomy places the organism in Eukaryota, Metazoa, Chordata, Actinopteri, Moronidae. The record is from RefSeq and is a predicted model, not a curated record. The coding region runs from base 260 to 1222 and encodes 320 amino acids. Gene Ontology annotation, molecular function: DNA-binding transcription factor activity, RNA polymerase II-specific; RNA polymerase II cis-regulatory region sequence-specific DNA binding. The transcript has 2 exons. Gene Ontology annotation, biological process: regulation of transcription by RNA polymerase II.